Molecule: messenger RNA, 753 nt
Organism: Cantharellus anzutake
Lineage: Eukaryota; Fungi; Basidiomycota; Agaricomycetes; Cantharellales; Hydnaceae
Exons: 3
Coding region: 1-753 (250 amino acids)
Source: RefSeq, a predicted model, not a curated record
AUGCCUUCGAUGACAGUGGAAUCCAUCACGGGUUCAUCUGCUUCAAAGGGGCCUUCACAAGCCCCUUACUCCAAUGGCAACCAGUAUUCGAAGAAUACCGGUAAUGUGGUUACUCAACAGUGCCCUUCGAAUGAUUCAAAGGGAAACCCCCUUUGCUACAAAUGUGGCAAAAUCGGGUAUGCUUCGGAGUGCCCGAACCAUCCGAAUCAGGCAAAAAUAUUUGCCCUGGGUGUCAAUAAUGGAGCGCCUGAGCCCAUUCCUGCAUUUGACAACCAGGAUGAAGUUGGAGAACCAUCUGGGGUUUCCCCAGAUGGCCCAAUUGGGGAAGCUAGGUUGGGGGAUUGUGCCCUGGAUGCCUCACAAGGGCAGUCAAGGGGUGAGAGUGAAGGGAAUAAUGACAAUGAUAAUGGUGUUGGUGAUGAUGAGGCAGCCAAUAGCUAUGCUGGACCACAACCUGCUUCAUCAAGAAAGUGUGCUAGAACUGUGACACAUCAUGCCAGUGUGAACCAUGGGACAGAGUGUGGAGCCAUCGAGCCACAAGCCGCAUGUUUGCCCCAAACUACACCAGUGUCACUCCCACCCCUAACUGUGGUGCCACAGGUCAACCCUCAAUUUUCUGCCUCACUAUAUUGCCCUGAGUUUCCUACCAUGCUGCAAUCUGUGCCACAGGCUAAUCAUGGAUCAGAUCACACUGGUUGUCUCAACCCUCCUCAACUCCACUCCCAUCAGUCCUCCAGGAAUCAAACAUUCUGA